AAAAAAUGGAAGUGAAAAUAAAGGUACUAGCAAAUGAUACUAAAACACACGCUUGUAAAUAAAUGUACAUGUGGAUUGUAAAUUAAAUACACGAUUCGUCGAUCGCAGCAUUGGACUGUAUGGUACGUGUGUGCUGGCUUAUUGAAUAUUAAUUUAAAAGUUUUUCGGCUUGUGUAAACACAUUCAGCAAAAUAAGUGGAACCAACGAACGCUGUAAUGUCGGUUCUGCAGCCGAAUGAUGACAUAAUGGAAGAUAGUUGAAAACCCAUCAGGAAUGCUGUAUGCUGUACAGGUGAUUCACACGGAGGCCAGAAUAUUUUGUAAUACAUUGAACCUAGCAUCUGGAGCUAUCUCGAAGGUCUUCCGAUAAAAUGAUAUUCAAUUAGACUAAAAAGAAAUGCAUGUCGGCGGUUACUUUUGCGGGAAAAAUCUUCGAAAUGCUUCCAUAAAUAUAAUGGUGAAGCGAUCGAUUGCUUUCAGUAGAAGAUUCAAGACGAAGCCAGGAAAAUGUCCAAAUAUUUCCUAUUUAUUUGCUCUGUGCUCCUCCUGUUGAGUUCAAUAAUAAAUGCAGAUCACUUCGACGAGUGCGAUGGCGUGGAGGAUGAGACCUUUGUCCAGAGUUGGGAGAACUGCCAGUCGUAUGUUUACUGCCAGGGUGAGGAUUCCCUGAAGGGAGAAUGCGAUGAGGGGGAGUACUUCGACGCGGAGACGGGAGGAUGUGACAUUGCGGCCAAUGUUCAAUGCUUUCUGGAUGAACCGGAUGAACCGGAACCUGAACCAGAACCGGAAGUGGAACCAGCCACACCGCAACCCACGGAACCACCCACUGAAGCACCCCCACCGACCGAGGUGGACAUCCUGAACAUUGCCCCGGUUGUGAAGCCCAAUUGCCCCAUCACCGAUGAUCCCGGCCAGGUGAUUCUGAUGGCCAGCAACCAGUCGUGCACGAAUUACUAUCUCUGCUACCACGGCCACGCCAUGGAGAUGCACUGCACCAAUCAGUUGUACUUCAAUGCGAUCAGCGGUCAGUGCGAUUACCCCGAGAAUGUUCAGUGUGCUCUGGAGGAUCCGCGGUCGCACAAGUGCCUGCCCCACAUGACCGAGUUCUUUCCGCAUCCGGACAACUGCAACUACUUCUACUACUGCAUCAAGGGCUUCCUCACCCUCCAGCAAUGCCCCUUCUACUACGGAUGGGACACCGAACGCCGCAGUUGUGUGCAAAUCGGUGUGGCGAAAUGCUACGGAAACUCCCGACGUCUGUAGACCGGAAACUCCCACGAAAAACUCAUCAGAACUUGGAGUUGCGGAGUUGUUCUCUGUACCUUAGGUGAUAAGCCCUCUAUUUAUU
This is a messenger RNA of Drosophila ficusphila, 1348 nucleotides long. Its product is annotated as peritrophin-1. NCBI's taxonomy places the organism in Eukaryota, Metazoa, Arthropoda, Insecta, Diptera, Drosophilidae. Gene Ontology annotation, molecular function: chitin binding. Gene Ontology annotation, cellular component: extracellular region. The record is from RefSeq and is a predicted model, not a curated record.